Messenger RNA from Anoplopoma fimbria (sablefish), 3513 nucleotides. Its product is annotated as sialin. Gene Ontology annotation, molecular function: transmembrane transporter activity. Gene Ontology annotation, biological process: monoatomic anion transport; transmembrane transport. The coding region runs from base 259 to 1845 and encodes 528 amino acids. NCBI's taxonomy places the organism in Eukaryota, Metazoa, Chordata, Actinopteri, Perciformes, Anoplopomatidae. The record is from RefSeq and is a predicted model, not a curated record. The transcript is spliced from 12 exons.
GGACACACUUCUAUGAUACGGUACAUGUUUCCUUCACUUUUACGUACAUGCCUUUUUAACCAAGUGUCUUUGGUUUAAACUACUUCACAAGUUUCCAGUUCAGUAGAGAGACAAACUCCCGCUGAGCUUCAUCAUCAUCUUCAUCAUUUCUCCUCCUCGCUCUGCAGUGUAUCUAUUCUGAGUUUCGCAGGUUUAGGGGACUCCAUGGCUCAGUGACAUCAUUGUACAACUUAACUCUUCCUGGGUCAGCCGAGUGCCAUGCCGUUACCAAAUGGCUACUCCAUCAACUCAGCCCCUUUGGAGGAGAGCGAGGACAGCAAACCCCUCAUCGAAGAAGAAGCGGUUCCUCCCCAGUGCUGCUCGGCUCGCCUCAACCUGGCCCUCCUGAUGUUCUUUGGGUUCUCUGUGGUCUACGGUCUCCGUGUCAACCUCAGUGUUGCCAUGGUAGCCAUGGUGAAUAACACUGACCCCGAACCAGCUCAGAACCACUCCAUUAUCAAUGCCUGUCCGCUGCCAGCAGGGUCAGGAAACACCAGUGACGCUUUCCAACAACCUGUGGGGAUCCCCCAGUACCCCUGGGAUUCGGAGACUCAGGGCUGGCUGCUGGGGGCCUUCUUCUUCGGCUACCUUUGCACACAGAUCCCGGGUGGCUACCUGUCCGGUCACUUCGGAGGGACCAUCUUCCUGGGUUUGGGCGUGCUGGGCACCGCUGCCCUCACACUGCUCACCCCUCUGGCCGCCAAUAUGGGCUUAUACUGGCUGUUUGCACUACGAGCGUUGGAGGGCUUCGGGGAGGGUGUGACGUUCCCCGCCAUGAUGUCGAUGUGGGCCCGCUGGGCACCUCCUUUGGAGCGCUCUCGCCUGAUGACCCUGUCGGGAUCUGGGGCCAACUUCGGGGCCUUUGUUGCUCUGCCGCUAACCGGCUACAUCUGCCAAACCUUAGGCUGGCCCGCCGUCUUCUACCUCUGCGGGGGUACUGGUUGCCUGUGGGCGAUCGUUUGGUUUGCCUUUGUAUCAGAUGACCCUCGCUCCCACCGUGGAAUCAGCGAACAGGAGAGAAAUUACAUCAUAAACUCAGUCGGAACUCAGGGUACAGCUCAUGGCUGGUCCGUGCCCUUGCUGCCCAUGCUGCUGUCGGUCCCUCUGUGGGCCAUCAUCGUAACCCAGAUGUGCUCAAACUGGUCCUACUACACCCUGCUCACCUCCCUGCCCACCUACAUGAAUGACAUCAUGCACUUUGACAUCAAAUUAAACGGGUUCCUCUCCGCUCUGCCCUACCUCGGUGCCUGGUUGUUCUCUGUGCUGUCGGGUUUCACAGCAGACAGCCUCAUCGAGAGGAAGGUGUUCAGCAUCACCGUCGUACGCAAGCUCUACACACUCAUAGGUAUGUUGUCAGCGGCAGCUUUCCUCAUUGCUGUGAGUUACGCCGGCUGCAGCCACAUCCUCACUGUCACCUUCCUCACACUUUCCACAACCAUAGGAGGGUCCACCGCCUCAGGAGUCUUCAUAAACCAAAUCGACAUUGCUCCACGGUAUGCAGGAAUCCUUCUAGGAAUCACCAACACAUUCGGGACCAUCCCUGGAGUCAUGGCACCAAUCGCUACAGGAUACUUUACUGUGGAUCGCACCCUGGCAGGCUGGAGAAAGGUGUUCUGGGUGGCUGCCGGGAUCAACGUCGGCGGUGCUCUCUUCUACACAUUAUUUGGCAGCGGGGAGAUCCAGCCGUGGGCCAUCACUGAGGAGGACAGAGAGGAAGCUGAGAAAGACAGGAGCAGGUCCAACUCAAGGGAAUAUUCAGACAAUGACAUCCGACAAACUGAAGUGCCCAAUGUAGUACAGCUUUAAUAGACAGAUCCCAGAAAAAGAGAUUACUACCUCUUUCAAAUAAUGUAUUGAUCCUAGAAGGACUGUAUAUGCAGUAUUCACACUUUCACACAAAUAUGUGAUAGGUGUACAGACAUUAUUAUCAGCCAAGAAUAGCAUAACAUUUAUAACAGUGGACCAGGAUAGUUUCAUCAAGGAUCAUUUAAAUGUAUGGGAUUUUUUUUAAUUGAACAAUAUCUUGGAAAGUAUAUACUCAGGUGAGCAUUCGAACUGAUCUGUACAAUAAUUCCAGCAAAGAGAUGAAGGAUUAGAGAGCAGUUUUACACAAUGUAUUUUAUGCACAUUUUUAAAUAGGAAAAAGACAACCUCUGCUGGAUAUUCACUGAGUUUAUCAUUCAGGAAAUUGUGAAUAGUUUACUGUUGUAAAAGGUCACAGCAGCAUAAUUUAAGGUCCAACUAUUUGUUUUGGACAUAUAUUGACAUCAUAACUAGUAAUACUUGAAUUUUACAUACAAGACAAUGCAUGGACUAUACAGCACCUCAGGUUGGAUCCAAAUGAAACAAUUUGUGGACUUUUUCUUGAGCUGUGAAUGAGAUGGGACCAUAUGUUUUAUGGACCAACCAUAACAUUCCAUAGCUUUUUUAAAAGUGUUAUUAACCACUUAACUUUUAGCUGCUUUUUUUUUACAGCUGUGUCUGUUUUCUUACCACUUCUAGGCUGUCCAGCAGGACCCAAUGAAGCACUUUAUCAUACAAAAAUACACCAAAAGCCUUAUAUUUGAUAGAAUUGGCAAUAUUUUUUGCAAAAUAAUGCCAAUUCUAGGAAAAACAUUUUUUGAUCUUUAGAAAUAUAGCCUACUUUAGUUUCAUCCAGGAAACCAAAGCACCUUCUACUGCCAAUAUUGUAAUACUUUUUAGUAAAUGUGCCAUGAACUAUGACAUACUUUUUGAGAUACUUUUCUAAGAAAUAUGUGGAUUUGCAGGGUUUUUAAUCCCUCACUGUAACUUCAACUACUAUGAUUAUUCUAUUUAUAGAAAACACACUUUUGUGAAGAUAUAAUGAUUUUAAACAGAUGCAAUAACAUGUUUACCUUAGCUGUGCUAUGGAAAUGUGUGAGAUUGUACAAAAUAUGUGAAAUGUGUCUUAAUUUAUAUUUUAUUGUUAGAAGAAUCGUGUUUGUUUUAUUGGGCAAAACUAAAAUCUGUGGCAUCUGAGUGGAGUCUUUGUCUGUGUUUAGCAAAAUAUUUAAAUGAUGGUGGUUCCUAUUGUUACUUUGUCCCAUCAUGUCUUAAAAUGAACAAAAGUGAGAUUAGCAGGGCCGAAGUCUUAAAUCCAAAUCCUCCCUCCCUCACUCUCAGAGGAUUUUAGGCUGCUCAACAAGAUGCAAUGUGUCUCUUAGGCCACUAGAUGGCACAAGAAGCUAAAUACCAGCAGGGAUCUCUGUGCUGCCAAAAUGAAAUGUAAAGUAAAGCUUUUGAAUGAUAGUUCUUAAUCAAAGCAGCGGUUAGAGUUGUUACUUUUUACUACCAGUGUAAAUAACCAGUGGUAGAAGAAGUAUUAACAUCCUGCACUUAAGUAAUAGUAGCAAUACCACAAUAAAAAAAUACUCCUUCAUUCAGAAGAUUACUAAAGUAAAAGUAUUACUUAGAAAAGUGGACUUGGAAGUAUACAAGUAAAGUAAUCACUAU